AUGGUCAUAAUGGAAGAUUAUCGUUUAGCACAGAAUACAUUUCAUGAACUAUGGCAAGAAAUAGAACGAAGCCAUUUAAUUUAUUUGGAAAUGGAUGAAACUCCUGAGAAAAUUGAACAGAGGGUAAAACUAGAAGAUUACAUCAACGAUUUUUUGUGUGUAGCCGCUGAUUACCAAAAAUAUAGCAAUCCUGAAACACAAGAGGUUCUACAACGGUCUGCCAGUUGCAAAAAAGAUUUCAGUGGAUACAAAGCAGCUGCUGGUUUCAAUGCAAUUCAGCUCUAUGCUAGCAACUUACUGUCUCAACCUUGGCGAAAAGAAUACCGUCAAAUAAAAAUAUAUUGUGGAUUUUACAAACACCAGGUUGAGGCUAAUUUAGUUGGAGCAGAGAAAUUGUUUGGCGCAAUGGGAUAUCGGUUGUAUGGAAAUGGUUUGAUGGUUUUAGAAGGCCCUAUAUGUCCUGAUAGGGUUACUGCUGUUUCUAAAGAUUGCCUAAUAGCUUAUGUUGAAUGUCAGAUUUGGAAAGCUAUAUGGGAAGUUCUAGCUCCAUCAUUCAAGAUAUCUUGGCUAGACGUUCUUGAGUUCCGUAAAACUCAUAUUUGCAGCCCGGAGCAAUCAAUCAAAGCUCUAACAUACAAUAAUCAUCAACUUCAGUAUCAGGAUCAUACUCGUACUUACUCAGAGGGUUCUGAAUUAUUUCGUGUACCUCGUAACCAUCUAGCUAACCUUUCACCAGUUUCUCCAAUGAACAAUUCCUUUCCUCCUCUCAGCAGCCACCUUCACAUUGGGCUACCUCAAGGUCAAGUACAUGAGCCUCAAUUCGUAAAUGGGUGUUGCACUACAGCCAUGCCUUAUGCAAAUUACAUCCAGGGAUGUAACUAUGCCACCUACGGACCAGCUCCUGUGAAACCAAAUUAUAAUACUAAUGGCUUCUAUAAUGGGUACGGUGUUCCGCAGGUACCAACUGCAAAACUGAUCGAAAUUGGACACAAUGGACCGUCCUCCGAUGUUGUAGACCAUCGAUCUGAACACAAGUCGAGACACUCGGAGUUUCUGCAUAAUGAUUUGUACAAGACAAGAAACGGUAAUCAGGCUAAAUAUCAUGCUGAGGAGACGCCUGAAAAAAGUGACUCUCAGUUCGAGGACUGGGAAUAUGUUUAUAAAAACUUGGAGAGCCAAGGUUACACCAAAGAUUUAGGAGAAAGAGGUGACGUUUUGAGUCCUGAUUCCUUGAGACAGUUGAGAGAAAUCAAAAAAUCUAAGGGUACAAAUAUUGAUGAAGCUCUCAACCAUCUGAAUAUUGAUGAUAGAAUAAGGGUGAAUGACGUCGACAAAAGGGUUGAGAGUGAAAAAAAGAAAGAAGCUGCAACCAAAAUAGAUAAGCAGAUAUCGCCUAGUAGUAGCUAUGAUAAUGUAGCACAUAGUAAGAAACAACUACAAAAAACGAAUUUAGUGAUGAAUUAUGUAAAAGCAAAAACUCUUCCUAAAGAAAAAAUUUCGGUUGAAAACAAAUCACAAUGCACAACACCGAGCACUAGUAAACUGAAAGAUGACAAGAGUAACAAAAAAAAGUCUGGAAAAGUAUCUGAUGAUAGGGAGGCAAAUACUAAAUGGCAGUGCAAAGCAUGCACUCUUCUAAAUCAACAAGGAAAGGAUAUUUGUGAAAUGUGCGGGAAGAGUCGAAUCAUAGCAGUGGAGCAACCCAUGGAAGUGGGAGGAGCGGAGUGUACAAAAUGUACGCUAGUCAAUCCGAAAAAUGCUAAGGAUUGUCUAGCUUGUGAUACCAGCUUAGUAGGAUAUUCUUUUUCGUGGGAACAAGAACAUGAAAAAAUAAAAUAAAAUCACGUGAUGAAAAUGUAUCCAGAAUGGCGGCAGCAAAAAAAUUGUGCCGAGGAUUUGACUCAGAUUACGGGGUGGCACAGGUAG
Phaedon cochleariae (mustard beetle) is the source of this 1926-nucleotide messenger RNA. The record is from the annotation of a GenBank genome assembly. NCBI's taxonomy places the organism in Eukaryota, Metazoa, Arthropoda, Insecta, Coleoptera, Chrysomelidae.